Messenger RNA from Rasamsonia emersonii CBS 393.64, 345 nucleotides. RefSeq lists its product as uncharacterized. Lineage: Eukaryota; Fungi; Ascomycota; Eurotiomycetes; Eurotiales; Trichocomaceae. The annotation marks the transcript as partial. The transcript has a single exon. The record is from RefSeq and is a predicted model, not a curated record.
GUUAUUCAGGGAUUCUUGCGAAAUAGACGGCGUGUCCAUGGCCAGUUGUUCCUCGUUCGCCAGGUCAGUCUCAAGCCAAUCAAGAUUCGACUGUCACGAUCCAGUGAGUACUCCGGAGUACGGACGGGAGUGCGCUGUCUUCAUUGUUCCACCUGCACCGAGGACAUACGCCCAUUAUCGCCAAUCAUCUGCUUCGCGGACUUGUUGCUCAUCAUAUCAAACAGGACUGCCAAGGUAGCGACGCUCAAGUUGAGUGGACGGCUUUGUUUCGCACCACCUGGCGAUCGAUCUGGAUAUAGAUAUACGGAUGCGUGCGUUGCGAGAAAUCUCCAUGAAUCUCCAUGA